CAGGGAAAUGUUUUUUACUACAUUCUAGCAAAAAAAAACGCCUUUCUAGGCAAUAAAAAGAAGAAGUUCAAAAAGUUGAAAAAUUGACAUUUUUCCAAAGGGGUUAACCCAUGGUUUUGGUCAAAAAUUGGCCAUUUUUCCAUCUUUUUUUUCUAAAGCAGUUUAGGCAAGGAAAAGGUGUUUUACGAUAUUCUAGAACGAAAAAACGCCUUUGUAGGCUAUGAAAACAAGAAGUUCAAAAAGUCGAAAAAUUGACAUUUUUGCAAAGGGGUUAACCCAUGGUUUUGGUCAAAAAUUGGCCAUUUUUUUAUCAUUUUUUCUAAAGCAAUAUAGGCCAGGAAAAUGUUUUUUACUAUAUUCUAGAACGACAAAACGCCUUUCUAGGCUAUAAAAACAAGAAGUUCAAAAAGUCGAAAAAUUGACAUUUUUGCAAAGGGGUUAACCCAUGGUUUUGGUCAAAAAUUGGCCAUAUUUCAUUCUUUUUUUUUAAAGUAAUAUAGGCCAGGAAAAUAAGUUUUGCUAUAUUCUAUACCGAAAAAACGCCUUUCUAGGCUAUAAAAACAAGAAGUUCAAAAAGUCGAAAAAUUGACAUUUUUGCAAUGGGGUUAACCCAUGGUUUUGAUCAAAAAUUGGCCAUUUUCUAUCUUUUUUUCUAAAGCAAUAUAGGGCAGUAAAAUGUGUUUUGCGAUAUUCUUGAACGAAAUAACGCCUUUCUAGGCUACCAAAACAAGAAGUUCAAAAAGUUGAAAAAUUGACAUUUUUUCCAAAGGGGUUAACCCAUGGUUUUGGUCAAAAAUGUUCCAUUUUUCCAUCUUUUUUUUCUAAAGCAAUUUAGGCCAGGAAAAGUUGUUUUACGAUAUUCUAGAACGAAAAAACGCCUUUCUAGGCUAUAAAAACAAGAAGUUCAAACAGUCGAAAAAUUGACAUUUUUCCAAAGGGCUUAACCCAUGGUUUUGGUCAAAAAGUGGCCAUUUUCCAUCUUUAUUUUUUUAGGUAAUAUAGGCCAGGAAAGUAAGUUUUACUAUAUUGUAGAACGGAAAAACGCCUUUCUAGGCUAUAAAAACAAGAAGUUCAAAAAGUCGAAAAAUUGACAUUUUUCCAAAGGGGUUAACCCAUGGUUUUGGUCAAAAAUUGGCCAUUUUCCAUCUUUUUUUCUAAAGCAAUAUAGGGCAGUAAAAUGUGUUUUGCGAUAUUCUAGAACGAAAAAAUGCUUUUCUAGGCUACAAAAACAAGAAGUUCAAAAAGUCGAAAAACCGUCGUUUUUCCAAAGGGGUUAACGCAUGGUUUUCGUCAAAAAUUAUCCAUUUUCCCAUGUUUUUUUUUUAAAAGAAAUAUAGGCCAGGAAAAUGUGUUUUACGAUAUUCUAUAACGAAAAAACGCCUCUCUAGGCUUUAAAAACAAGUUCAAAAAGUCGAAAAAUUGACAUUUUUCCAAAGGGGUUAACCCAUGGUUUUGGUCAAAAAUUGGCUAUUGUUGAAUGUUCUUUUUUUAUGCAAUAUAGGCAAGGAAAAUGCGUUUUACUUUCUUCUAGAACAAAUAAACGCCUUUGUAGGCUAUAAAAACAAAAAGUUCAUAAAGUCGAAUAGCUGCCAUUUUGCCAAAGGGGUGAACCCAAGGUUUUGGUCAAAAAUUGGCCAUUUUAUUUUAGGCAAUAUAGGCGAGGAAAUGUUUUUUACGAUGUUCUAGAACGAAAAACGCCUUUCUAGGAAUUGGAGUCGAAAAAGGUGUUUCACGAAGUUAAAGAGUGCAAAAAUAUCCGGAAAGACGCGUUUUUGACAAGUUCAAUCAAGUUUUGGGAGUGGCCAUAUUGGAUUUUUGCAAAGGGGUUAAGCCAUGAUUUCUGGGCAAAAUUAGAAAGUCUCUUAUUGAUCGGUUUUGUUUUAAAUCGAGUAGAGAAAAUUGUUUGGCGAUAUUAAGGAGUGCUAAAAAUGCCGAAAAGGCACUUUUUAAAACAUUCGAUUUUGGGAGUGGCCAUAUUGGAUUCUUCCAAAGGGGUUAACCCAUGAUUUUGGUGCAAAAUUGGAAAGUCUCUUUUUUAUUGUCUUUUUGUCGAAAUAGAGUCGAAAAAGAUGUUUCACGAAGUUAAAGAGUUCAAAGAUUGUCGGAAGGACGCGUUUUUUGCAAGUUCAAUUUUGGGGGUGGCCAUAUUGGAUUCUUCCAAAGGGGUCAACCCAUGAUUCUAGGUUAAAAUGUCAAGGUUUUUCUCUAUUGGUUUUGUUGUCAAAUUGUCUAAUUUGACGAUGUUUUAAUCUGUUAAAAGGGCGGUAAGGAACCUUAAGAAGAGUUCGAUUUUGAAGGGUAGCCAUAUUUGAUUCUUUUUCCAAAAGGUUAACCCAUGAUUUUAGGACAAAAUUUGAAAUUUCCUCUUCGAUUGUUUUUUUGUUUAAAUUCACCAAGACAGGGUUCAAGAGACCUUUUAUAAUUAUUUUGAUUUUGGGUGGUGGCCAUAUCGAAUUUUGGCAAGUUUAUGCCAUGGAGUCAAAAGUUUAAAUUUUCCGUAGGUGUUUUUUUUGUUAGCUUAUGUUUUGGGGGGUCUUAACUGGUCACGAAAAGAUGUUUGACGAAGUUGGAAAUGAUAGUGUGAUGAAGCAAGCUUGUUUUGUGUAUACGGUUAGGAACCUCUUCUAG
Molecule: messenger RNA, 2628 nt
Organism: Porites evermanni
Lineage: Eukaryota; Metazoa; Cnidaria; Anthozoa; Scleractinia; Poritidae
Source: the annotation of a GenBank genome assembly